UCUUAUCACUUUUAUUGAUACGUGAGAUCGCAUAAAGAGUACAUUGGUAUAUUAAACAAAUCCAAAAAUGUCUGAUUUAUUAAGAAUAAGCGACUUAAUUAGAAACAAACAUUCUUUUACAUUUUCUUUUGAAGUGACCCCAGAUGUCGGUGAGGCUGAACUUGAUAAGAUUACACUUCAACCAGAAUUCUAUUCAAUAACUUGGCACGCUCUAAGCCAUCAGUGUAAAGAUUUGAAUAUUGCUCCAUUAAAAUUAGCAAAUUUGUUGAGGCAAAAAAAUAAACAUGUUUUAUUAAAUUUAUCGUGUAAUCUUAUGACCAAAGCAUAUCUAAAUGACUUAUUACCAUGGCUUCAGGAAAAGGGAAUUUGCAAUUUGUUUAUAGUUUUAGGAGAUUCUUUCAAUCCCAAUCGAUCUGAUUUUAAGACGUCGUCUGAAAUGAUAUCCUAUAUAAAAGCGAAAACAUUGGACUAUUUUUGUAUUGGAGUUGCUGGCUUUCCAUAUGACGACUGCAAAAUUACAGCGUUGAAAGAAAAAAUAGAUCUAGGAGCUGAUUUUGUAAUAUCUCAAGCAUUUUUCGAAGCAAAUAUUUACAAAAAUUAUCUCGAAAAAUGCAAAGAUGCAAAAAUAGAUGUGCCCAUAAUACCUGGAAUAUUCCCUUUUCAGUCACAAAAAGAAUUGGAUAUGUUCUUAAAGUUAUGUAAGGUUGAGGUAACUGACGAAUUCAAAAUGAAAUUAGAAGGGGAAAAUGUGAUGGACAUUAUAGAAAAUCUAGUACUAGAUUUACAUAAUAAUUUGAAUGUGAAACAUUUUCAUUUUUUCACAAUAAAUAAACUUGGAAUAACUUGUGACUUGGUCAAGAAAAUUCAACUAUCGUUAUAAAAAAAC
This is a messenger RNA of Papilio machaon (common yellow swallowtail), 886 nucleotides long. RefSeq names its product N-alpha-acetyltransferase 38, NatC auxiliary subunit. Bases 68 to 880 code for a protein of 270 amino acids. Gene Ontology annotation, biological process: tetrahydrofolate interconversion. Gene Ontology annotation, cellular component: NatC complex; cytosol. NCBI's taxonomy places the organism in Eukaryota, Metazoa, Arthropoda, Insecta, Lepidoptera, Papilionidae. The transcript is spliced from 2 exons. The record is from RefSeq and is a predicted model, not a curated record. Gene Ontology annotation, molecular function: RNA binding; FAD binding; methylenetetrahydrofolate reductase [NAD(P)H] activity.